CAAACACAACACACCCACAGCUCGUGCGCACACAUGCACUCUCGUCCUCUUCCUUUCUCUCCAAUGCACACAUUUCGUGCAAGCUACAAAGCAGCUGACCUUACAACAAAGCAGCACACUGCACAGAGGAGAGUGGGGUGAAAGGAGAGGAGAGGUGACAGCUCUUAGUCAGUUAGCAGUGUGUGACUAACUCUCCUGGAAAAAGUCUGCAUGACAGGAGCAGUGGGAGGGAUGAUAAGAACAAGACAAUAACUACAACACAAAAAGGGAAAACGCUUCCAAUAACCAGGACACUGGAGGAUUGCUGCCAACAAUCAAGUGUGCUCCUUUGAUGGCAUUUGACACCAAGGGAUGUAGUCGACAGCAAGUGAAGGAAUUAAGUUUACAUGGACUAACCCAUGGAGACAAGGAGCUGGAGGCUGUACUCUGUGAAAAGCUCAUCUUCCCCAAUUUCUGAAUAUCUCACAAAAAAAGCGUCAGCUGUGCAGUUUUCACCUUUUUCCAGGACUGUCUGCUGUGACUGCCAUGCCCCUGUUCAGCUGGAUGAAAUGGUCCCAUGACUCAAGAGUGCAGGCUCAGGAUGAAGCAGCACCUCUGAAGACUUCGGGUGUCAUACCCAGUUGCAUGUUGAUCAGAGAGCUCCUGUGGCAUGUGGAGGAACGUGAGCGGCUGGCGAGGGAGCUGGAGCGGGAGCACAGGCUGGCCCACAGCACCCUGGGUCUCCACUGGUUUCAGAAGUACCCCAGGUUACGGACCCUCAUCCCCACAUCAGAGCUACACCAGCUGGAGUUCCUGUGUGCCCAGAUCCCACCCAUCCAUGCAGCCACCGUUCUCUCCAGGUUUCGUGAGGUGCUUGCCACUAACAACAUAAGGCCCUGGGAGCUGGCGUCUGUCUUCAAGCAGGUGCUGAGGGACUUCCUGAGCGAAAAGGAAUAUGAUGAAGAGGACGACCUCUCAGUGCAGCCAGCACAGCUUCGACCAAUGGAGGCUUGGACCAGCCGCUACAAAAUGAAGCAGGGCUUUGUCACACCCACCGUCCCCAACUGUGGCGACCACCCGAGGGAGGAGAUCCCAACAAUCUCCGGAUAUGUGGACCGGGCCAUGCGGUAUUCCGGUUCGUUCAUAGGGUCCAACAGGGACUGGGACCUUCCAUACAACUAUCCAGCUCCUCUCAGGCCCACAGGGGCAUACAGCACCACACUGUGAGACGACACACUGUUCAAAAUGUCUGAGGCCCUGUGUUUAACACCAGGAGAAACCGUUAUCACAUCCUCAGCAAGAAGACGAGAUGCAAAAACUUGAUUAUUUGUAUUAGUUGUAAAUAUAUCAUAGCUUGUGACCAAAAAAUGUUAAGACAGCAUUAGGCUAGGUGGACAAUGCAUUCAAAUGUUUCAUUUAAAACAACUAGUUUGUCACCUGCUCUUGCUAAUCCCUUCCUGAUGGACUGUUUUUAUGUAGAUUUUGUUCGGUUGGGCAUGUCAUUUUAAUUGUUUACUGUCAGAUAGUGAGUGUUAUGUCAUAAGGCCACAGGAUGUGAAUACAUACGUGAUCUGGACCAUGUGUUCCCAGGCCUUUGUGGUAUGUGAGUCUUUGAAGUGAAGCAAUGUCUACUUGUGACUGUUUUUCACAGGCUGAAAAUGUCAGUUUUUAGAUUACUAAACAAGGUAAGACUGUAAAGUCAAAUAAAAAAAAAUAAUAAAAGGAGUAAAGAUCAUAGGAAACUCAACUAAAACAUAAACGUAGAAUUUAUGUAAUCGUUU
This is a messenger RNA of Dicentrarchus labrax (European seabass), 1760 nucleotides long. RefSeq names its product RD3 like (gene rd3l). The record is from RefSeq and is a predicted model, not a curated record. NCBI's taxonomy places the organism in Eukaryota, Metazoa, Chordata, Actinopteri, Moronidae. The transcript has 3 exons. The coding region runs from base 526 to 1206 and encodes 226 amino acids.